This is a messenger RNA of Saprolegnia diclina VS20, 1804 nucleotides long. RefSeq lists its product as hypothetical. Lineage: Eukaryota; Oomycota; Saprolegniomycetes; Saprolegniales; Saprolegniaceae. The annotation marks the transcript as partial. The transcript has 3 exons. The record is from RefSeq and is a predicted model, not a curated record.
CGAUGACGCAGGUCGCACCAACGCGAUGGGAGCUACCCUCGUCCUCCGAGUUGAGUGCGAAGCUCGACUUCCCCGUCCGUUGGAACAAGAUCUCGGUACUUAUCAGCGCCGCCAUGCUCAUCAACAUCGCCUCCAUGCCGCUGAAAGCUUACUUGUCCGAGCAAGUCCCGUGGCGCGCAAGCGAGGCCCCCGAGCCUGUGUUUGCAAACUAUUCGGCCUUCAACGCAUGGUACCUCGCAUCAAACCAAGCCCGCUUCAACCGGCAGACGCUAGCCCACGCGUCGUCCUACUAUGUCGACGAUAGCACACGCACCGAUGUCAUUCGUGUGGCCCUCGACAUGCGCACCUCACAGCCCGAGUCGAGUUGCAUCUCGUUCUUGCUGGGCUUGCCGGGACUCAUUUUCUACAGCGGUGGUUUUUGGAACGUUCUCUGCUCGUUCGAAGCGAUCGACCACCGCAACGCAACCCUUGGCGAUGCCUUGCGCUGGGACAAGGUCGGCGCGUGCCAGUACGGCAAGUUUGCCUCCGUCCUCGUCGGGCGGCAGUGCGUUUGGCUCACGACCGGCAACGAUUUAACCGGAUUUGACGCGCCUGGAGUCUACACGCUCACGUUUACCUUCCAGCUCGGCCGCUUCUACAAUUGGCUGUGGUGCAAAUUUGCGUACCGCGUUGGCCUCACAUGCUACGUCCUGCGCGUCAUGUGGCGCGCCUACUACCGCCACUGCUUGCAUUUGGCGCGGACGCUGACGACCCACGGGCUACAGCGACGCACUCCUCCAUGUACGUCGUUUGAAAUUGUCGUUGGGGACCCAACGGCCCUCGUAUUGCUCAACCCGAUCGUCUCGACGGCGUUCACGUUGGACAUUUGGUUCAGUAUGGAGUACAUGGGCAUUGCCAUGGUGCGCGCGACGCAGUUUGUGGAUCUCUACACGCUCUUUCUCGCCUUCUUGUACUUUUCCCGCACGGUAUGGUUUGCCUACCUCGCGCUCGCGUUCACAUCGCGCUGUCUCAAGCGGUAUCACAAAGAACACUGGUUUGUCGAAGUCGACCCGACGAUCGUUGCCGUCUGCGUCGCCGUGUACUCGAUCCCGGUCGACUACCUCCAGGCCAACACCGUCGUGGUCUACUUGUACUACUACCUCUUCCGCCUCCCAUCAUCGACCGACAUGCAGGACCACCAAGUCGAUGUGCUCUUUGGGUGCGUCCUGCUCACACUUCUCAUUGCCGCUGUCCCAAUUGUCUAUGGCUUUGCGCGCGCCCGCUGCAGCCGCAAGGCAACGACGUCUGUUCCGUAUGCGAGUCUUGACUACAACAGCGUCAAGAACCGACUGUUGUUCAAGCUCGUACGAUCGAUCACAGUGCGCCGCGGUCUCGUCGACGAGUCGGGUGGGUCUCUCUAUGCUGCGUUUGCGCAUGAUGCUCGAUACAAGAUGCACCCGACGACCAGUCUCCGCAGCGUCGACUGCUUUGUGUUGACCAAAGCACGAGGUCGGACAACGCAUCUGGAGCGGCUCAGCCUGCUCUCGAGCCUCGACCGAUUGGGCUCUGAAGCCGCGUUGGCGAUUUCGGUCGAAAAAGCUGCGACGGCCGAGCGCACGUUUGCCAAGCUUGCGGCGCACAAGAGCAGCUUUCAACUGGCGCUAGGAAACGAGCCGUCGGCGUGGUGCUCGUAAUGCGUUGGUGGUCCUUGCACACUUUGUACACGGGCACUGCGCCGCCAUCGGGGUUGUUUCAUAUGCCGCAGCAAACACGAGCGCAUUUCAUUAGCGACUAAGCUUCAAUCGAUAUUCGUGCUACCGUUGUC